Messenger RNA from Striga hermonthica, 885 nucleotides. Lineage: Eukaryota; Viridiplantae; Streptophyta; Magnoliopsida; Lamiales; Orobanchaceae. The record is from the annotation of a GenBank genome assembly.
AUGGCCACGGGUAACAAAAUCACAGCAGCUUUCCUGGUCUGCAUGCUGUCCAUGCUCACGGCCCUGCCGCCAGCCUACGCAGCCAACUGCCCGCCGCCUUACCCGCCCUACGGCCGCCCCAUGCCACCCACUCCCCGCCACCGCCCACCAUCCAGCCCCAGUCCUCACCCACCACCCCACCACGGUGGCGGCGGUGGUGGCGGCGGCGGUCGCCCGCCACCAAGAGUCCUGCCACCCAUAGUAAAACCUCCACCGAGAGUCCUACCACCCAUAGUCAACCCUCCACCCAGAGUCCUGCCCCCAAUAGUCAAACCUCCACCGAGAGUUCUACCGCCCAUAGUCAAACCUCCACCCAGAAUCCUCCCACCAAGAAUCCUCCCGCCCAUUGUGAACCCUCCGCCGAGAAUCCUUCCACCAAUAGUCAACCCUCCGGUCAUCCUGCCGCCAAUAAUCCCUUCCCCGCCCGUAACAAACCCUCCCGGAAUCAUCCCGCCCAUCAUCAACCCGCCGGGCAUACUUCCGCCAAUCACCAGACCGCCACCGUCCUGUUCCUACCCACCCUACACUCCUCCCGGCGGCGGAGGUGGCGGUAGGCCGGGGAUCAGCCCUCCUCCGGCGGCCGCCACAUGUCCAAUAGACGCGCUGAAGCUGGGGCUGUGCCUGGACGUGCUCGGAGGUCUAGUCCACAUCGGGAUCGGGAAUCCGGUCGAGAACAUAUGCUGUCCGGUGCUGCAAGGGCUGCUCGAGCUGGAGGCCGCCAUUUGCCUGUGCACGACAAUAAGGCUUAAGCUUUUGAAUCUGAACAUUUUCCUGCCGCUGGCGCUUUCGGUGCUGGCGACGUGCGGGCUGACUCCGCCGCCCGGUUUCGUUUGUCCGCCGCUUUAG